CACGUGGUCACCCGCAAGUAUGGCGGCGCCUGAGGAUUAGGAGGAGUCGGUCGCUCGCCGUUCUCCUGGUGUCUCCGCCGCCGCCGACGGCCAGCAAAACAUGCGCGAGGACAGCAAAACCAAAAACAUGUUCUUGACUCGCGCUCUGGAGAAAAUCCUAGCUGACAAGGAUGUGAGGAAAACCCAGCACUCCCAGCUCCGCAAAGCCUGUGAGGUGGCUCUGGAGGAAAUAAAAAUUGAGAUAGAAAAACAAAGAGCUGGAGAUAAAAAUGUUUCUACAACACCCAAAGCAAACUUCAUUGAGGCUGAUAAAUACUUUCUUCCAUUUGAGCUGGCUUGUCAAUCAAAAUCCCCUCGAAUCGUUAGCACGUCUUUGGAUUGCCUGCAGAAGCUAUUAGCUUAUGGACAUAUCACUGGUAAUGCCCCUGACAGCUCAACUGGAAAGAGGCUAAUUGAUAGGAUCAUUGAAACAAUUUGUGGAUGUUUUCAAGGAACUCAAACAGAUGAAGGCGUGCAACUUCAGAUAAUUAAGGCACUGCUCACUGCUGUGACUUCAUCUCACAUUGAAAUCCAUGAAGGAACAAUCUUGCAGACGGUCCGGACAUGCUACAAUAUUUACCUUGCUAGUAAAAAUCUGAUCAAUCAAACUACGGCAAAAGCUACUCUUACACAAAUGCUCAAUGUCAUAUUUACAAAGAUGGAAAACCAAGUGGUGCAAGAGGCUAAAGACCUCGAGAAAAGCAGGCAACAUAAUCUUCAUCAAUCAUCUGGACCGCACAGUUUGGUUGGAUCUCCACAACUUGAUCAGAUAGAAGAAUGUUCCAGCAAAAUGAUUGCUGCUGAGAGUGAAGCAGACCAAAUAAAUACGAUGCAAGAGGAAACACAGAUUGAUUGUGUAAAAAUAGAAAAUGGAACAAUGGCAGUCCACACAGAAGAUGACGAUAUGGAGUCUGAUCAUUUUUUGGAUACUGCAGGCAAUUUUGAUGAAAGUCAUGAAGAAAAUGUGAACGUGGAAGAGAUCGUGGGACAAAUAUUGGAGGAAUUGGUGGCCGUAGUGACGAGAGAGGCAGAAUUAAAAAAUGAUGAAAAUGGAACUCCAGAGACAUCUUCACAAAACCAAGUUGCUGCUGAAAGUAGUGAAAACCUGAAAACUAAUGGCAUCCCUGAAGAAUCACUUCAAGUACAUGAUAGCAGUUCAAUAACUGAUAGAAAAUGUGUACCAGAUUGUGAUGUCCAGGAAACUGAAGCUUUAGUACCGCCACCUGUCAAUGCUAAAUUCUCCCACAUUUUGCAGAAAGAUGCAUUUUUGGUUUUCAGAUCACUUUGUAAGCUUUCUAUGAAGCCAUUAAGUGAUGGACCUCCUGAUCCAAAGUCUCAUGAGCUGCGGUCAAAAAUAAUUUCACUGCAGCUUCUUUUGUCAGUCCUUCAAAAUGCUGGCCCGGUCUUCAAAACAAAUGACAUGUUCAUCACUGCAAUUAAGCAGUACCUUUGUGUGGCCUUGUCCAAAAAUGGAGUCUCUGGUGUGCCAGAUGUCUUUGAACUCUCACUUGCUAUUUUCCUCACUCUGCUUUCGCACUUCAAGAUUCACUUGAAAAUGCAAAUUGAGGUUUUCUUUAAAGAAAUUUUUCUGAAUAUUUUGGAGACAUCCAGAAGUACCUUUGAGCAUAAGUGGAUGGUCAUUCAGACACUGACCAGAAUUUGUGCAGAUGCUCAAUGUGUAGUUGAUAUUUAUGUGAACUAUGAUUGCGAUUUAAAUGCUGCAAAUAUAUUUGAGCGCCUUGUAAAUGACUUGUCAAAAAUUGCUCAGGGGCGAAGUGGUCAAGAAUUGGGGAUGACACCUCUUCAGGAGCUGAGUCUUAGAAAGAAAGGAUUAGAGUGUUUGGUUUCCAUCCUGAAAUGCAAGGUUGAAUGGAGUAAAGAUUUGUAUAUAAAUCCAAAUCUGCAGUCCAAUCUUGGCCAGGAGAAGCCAUCUGAACAAGAUAACAGUGAAAGCAAGCGUGCAGAAGCAGCACGCAGACGAGGAAGUACAAAUUCCUUUGAUUCGACAGUAUCAUCUGGUGUUGGGAGUGUUGGUGCUCAGACAUCAGCAGCAGAUGAUCCUGAACAAUUUGAAGUCCUGAAGCAACAGAAGGAUAUUAUAGAACAAGGAAUAGAUUUAUUCAACAGGAAACCAAAGAGAGGUAUACAGUACUUGCAGGAACAAGGAAUGUUAGGCACAACAGCUGAAGACAUUGCACAGUUUCUUCAACAGGAAGAAAGAUUAGAUUCGAGCCAAGUGGGUGAAUUCUUAGGAGAAAAUAGCAAAUUCAACAAAGAGGUGAUGUAUGCUUACGUUGACCAGCUUGAUUUCUGCGAGAAGGAUUUUGUGUCAGCAUUACGAAUAUUCCUUGAAGGAUUUCGUCUGCCUGGUGAAGCACAGAAAAUUGAUCGACUCAUGGAAAAAUUUGCAGCUAGAUAUUUAGAGUGCAAUCAAGGACAGACAAUGUUUACGAGUGCUGAUACGGCGUAUGUUCUGGCCUACUCUAUAAUAAUGCUGACAACAGAUUUACACAGCCCUCAGAUAAAGAACAAAAUGACCAAAGAACAAUACAUUAAGAUGAAUCGUGGGAUCCAUGAUAGCAAAGAUCUGCCAGGAGAAUACUUGUCUUCCAUUUAUGAUGAGAUUGCAGGAAAGAAAAUCACACUGAAAGAGACAAAGGAAUUUUCAAUGACGCCAAAAUCCACAAAACCAAGUGUAGCUACUGAGAAACAGAGAAGGCUGCUGUAUAAUCUUGAGAUGGAGCAAAUGGCAAAAACUGCCAAGGUCUUGAUGGAAGCAGUAAGCCAUGCACAGGCACCAUUUACCAGUGCAACACAUCUUGAGCAUGUCAGACCAAUGUUUAAAUUGGCAUGGACACCAUUAUUAGCAGCUUUCAGUGUUGGAUUACAAGACUGUGAUGAUCCUGAUGUAGCUUUUCUUUGCUUGGAAGGAAUCCGCUGUGCAAUUAGAAUAGCCUGUAUUUUUGGGAUGCAGAUUGAGAGGGAUGCCUAUGUUCAAGCCCUGGCCCGUUUUACGUUGUUGACGGCAAGCUCCGGCAUCACAGAAAUGAAGCAAAAAAAUAUAGAUACUAUUAAGACACUUAUUACUGUGGCCCACACUGAUGGUAACUACCUUGGAAAUUCCUGGCAUGAGAUCCUGAAGUGCAUUAGUCAGCUGGAGCUGGCACAGUUAAUAGGUACAGGAGUAAAGACAAAAUAUAUUUCUGGUUCUAUGCGUGCUAAAGAUGGGUUCACUGGAAAUUCUGGAACUGGAGGAGAAGAAUUCUUAGGACUGAGUACCUUUAGCACUGCAGAUAAAAAGCAGAUAGCCAGUAUUCAGGAAUCUGUGGGAGAGACCAGCUCACAGAGCGUCGUAGUUGCUGUGGAUCGGAUAUUCACUGGAUCAACAAGAUUGGAUGGAAAUGCUAUCGUUGAUUUUGUGCAUUGGCUCUGCGUUGUUUCUAUGGAUGAACUAGGUUCACCCCACAAUCCAAGAAUGUUCAGCCUUCAAAAAAUUGUUGAAAUUUCAUACUAUAAUAUGGGUCGCAUCAGGCUUCAGUGGUCAAGAAUUUGGGAAGUGAUUGGAAACCAUUUUAAUAAGGUUGGAUGCAAUCCAAAUGAGGAUGUUGCUAUUUUUGCUGUUGACUCUCUGCGGCAGCUGUCAAUGAAAUUUUUGGAAAAAGGAGAGUUGGCAAAUUUUAGGUUCCAGAAGGACUUUUUGAGACCUUUUGAACAUAUUAUGAAGAGGAACAGGUCACCGACGAUAAAGGACAUGGUCAUUCGGUGUAUUGCACAGAUGGUAAAUUCACAGACUUCAAACAUCCGUUCAGGAUGGAAGAACAUUUUCUCGGUAUUCCACCAAGCUGCUUCAGACCAUGAGGAACCAAUUGUGGAGCUGGCUUUUCAAACUACUGGGCACAUUAUCCUGGAUAUCUUUAAGAAGCACUUUCCAGCAGCAAUUGAUUCAUUCCAGGAUGCAGUGAAAUGUUUAUCCGAGUUUGCUUGCAAUGCUGCUUUUCCUGACACCAGUAUGGAGGCUAUACGACUUAUUCGCCAAUGUGCAAAAUACGUGUCUGAGCGACCACAGGUGCUGAAGGAGUACACAAGUGAUGACAUGAAUGUAGUGCCUGGAGAUAGAGUAUGGGUACGAGGGUGGUUUCCAAUUUUGUUUGAGCUUUCUUGUAUUAUAAAUCGUUGCAAAUUGGAUAUUCGCACAAGAGGGCUCACAGUGAUGUUUGAAAUAAUAAAAACCUAUGGUCAAACGUUUGAGAAACAUUGGUGGCAAGAUCUGUUUAGGAUUAUCUUUCGUAUAUUUGAUAACAUGAAGCUUCCUGAACAGCAAACUGAGAAAUCUGAAUGGAUGACAACAACAUGCAACCACGCACUUUAUGCAAUUUGUGAUGUUUUUACUCAAUUCUAUGAAAUCUUGAAUCAAAUACUAUUGGAUGAUUUAAUUGCUCAGUUACACUGGUGUGUGCAGCAAGACAAUGAACAACUGGCCCGAUCGGGGACAAAUUGUUUAGAAAAUGUAGUGAUACUAAAUGGUCAAAAAUUCAGUCCCUCAGUCUGGGAUAAAACAUGUGACUGCAUGCUGAACAUAUUCAAGACCACUAUUCCCCAUGCCCUUUUAGCAUGGCGGCCUACAGGCAUGGAAGAAGAUUCUUCAGAAAAGGGUUCAGACCUGGAAGCUGACAGGCAAUCAAUCUGCAGCAUAGAGCGCAAUGCUUCAGAGAAAGGUCAGAGCCAAUUCAGCCAAAUAUCUAGUGAUGAAACUUGGAAAUAUAAACAGAAUGCAAAAAUAUCUGAUCAGAAACUCUUUGCUGCACUCCUCAUCAAAUGUGUUGUGCAGCUAGAAUUAAUCCAAACAAUAGACAACAUUGUCUUCUUUCCAGCAACAAGCAGAAAGGAGGAUGCUGAAACUAUGGCAGCUGUACAGAGGGAUUCUAUCAUUGCUGAGGUUCAUAUUGAGACUGAAGACCAAGGAAUGUAUCAAUACAUGUCUUCACAACAGAUUUUCAAACUUUUGGAUUGUCUAUUGGAGUCGCAUUCAUUUGCCAAAGCUUUUAACUCAAAUAAUGAACAAAGGACAACGCUUUGGAGAGCAGGAUUUAAAGGCAAAUCCAAACCUAAUCUUUUAAAGCAGGAAACCAGUAGCCUUGCUUGCUGCCUUCGCAUACUAUUCCGCAUGUACACAGAUGAAAAUCGACGGGAUUCUUGGGAUAAUAUACAGAAACGACUAUUGAAUGUUUGUUGUGAAGCUCUAGCUUAUUUCAUAACAUUAACCUCUGAAAGUCAUCGUGAAGCUUGGACAAAUUUAUUGCUGCUUUUCCUCACAAAGACUCUCAAAACUAGUGAUGAAAAGUUUAAGAUCCACGCAUCUGCAUACUAUCCUUUUUUGUGUGAAAUUGUACAGUUUGACCUAAUCCCUGAACUGCGUGUAGUUUUGCGCAAGUUCUUUCUCCGUAUUGGCAUUGUAUUCCAAAUCUGUCAUCCAGAGGAACAGCCGAAAGAAAAUACUACGUAACGACAAGUCAGCAUGCAUUUCCAUUUUCUGCCUGUGAAUGGGACCCCUGGUAGUUGAAGAAAAUGUCAUUUUGGAGUUUAUUUUCAGCUUGAUUUAAAAGGAUUCCCAAAGUAAUUAUGUGAUUUCCUGUAUUUUAAAUGGUAUUUUGAGGCAAUUAUUACUCCAUGUAAUCGACAGUUUGGAAUUUUUAUUUUUGUUUGUCUUGAAGGAAUGUCUGCAUUGUUUCCUUCCUUGUGUAUUUAGUAUCUGUAAAAUACCCAGCGAAACCAUUUCAGGGACUUUAAAUUGUUAUAUAUAUAAAGAAACACUACUGUCUUAAACAGUAAAUAUUUGAGGUAAAUGUAUAGUUAGCAAACUGUGCAGUGUAAACUGCAGUCAUUAACUUAAGUUGGCUUGUCACACUUUCAAUGCUGUUAUAUUGGUAACAAAUAUGUUAUUUGAAUUGCAGUUGUGAAAUAAUGAUAACUCAUUGGUAUGAACUACUCAUUAUGGGAAUGAUGGUAAAUGAUAAAAGCAAAUACUUUGAUGCAUCUGAUGAGGAAAAAAUGUUAGGUUUUGUUUCAUUACUUGCUGUAAGUAAAAGCAGUUCAAUUUUGUGUUGGAUGGAUAUGAGUAAUCUGAAUGUUUUGAUUUUUUGUUCCUUGCAGAAUUGCAGUGGAGUUUGCACACUCAAUUUUCCCUCCAAAUUCUAAUCACAAUCAUCAUUGACAAUAAGAUGAGCACAAUUAUAAACUUGCAAUAAAGAAAAAUCAAAUUAAGCUGAAUUUCAAAGCUAUUUUACAACAGGCAAAACUAUCUUUUAAUGUAAAAAUGCAGGUUAUAUGAAAAAAAAAUGAAAUGAAUUGACUACCUUGAUGUCCUUUAUUGUGAUAAAAUCUCAAUUAUGGUGUAUGGCCAGAAAUUUCUCGCUCUUUAAAUUUUUUUUUAGCUAAGGAUCCUUGAACUUUGCAAGACUCAAGGCCAAAUCCAUUACAAUAUGAAUGUAGGGUUAUCUGUUAAAUCUGAAGAUUUGUUAACAAUGCAGUUACAAUAGAAUGUUUUAAAACAGCAUUUUAAAGUCAAUGCUUAUUUCUGUUGGGGAAAAUGAGCAUUUUAAAUGAAUUAAACAGUUUAUGUUUAGGCUCUAAUGCCCUAUGAGUGUAUUUUAUGCAUAGGGUUUAUUACCUAACUUUGCACGAAGAUAUUAAUGAGCAGUUUGGUAUUAACUAGUAUGUAGUAAUAUCUGGCAGAAUUUUGUCCAGUGACACUAAUUAUGGAAUUUCUUUCGGUUUGUUUGUUAACCUUCUCGGAUUUCAUGACAUGCAUGUAUAUUUAUUUAACUCCAUUGAAUAACUUAAAAUCAACCAAUGAAGAACAGAGAGUUGCUUUGACAUGGCUGUCAAUAGGAUAUUUGUGCCAUUCAAACACUGAAAUCUUGGUCUUGCACAGCCAGUUACAAAUCCAAUAUUAAUUUGCAGCAGUUAGAAUUCCUGUAGAUUUACAUUGGGUUAGCCAGUAACUUGAGACCAGUGUUUCCAUGUACUGACAAAUGCUCCAUUGAUGCCACCUGAAAUAUAAACACUAAUUCCUUUCAAAAAAACAUGAUAAUCCACACAUGUUGCAACUCAUCUGUUUGUGAAUUAUGCAUGACAUAAAAUGCCUAGUGCAAAUGGGGUGCAAGUAUCAUACACCAGAUACAGCUUGAUUAGAAAAGACUGGUAAGGAGAACAUGAGUAAAAUAGCAUAUCAUUUACAAUGUUGACAUGAAAUUUCUAAGUGAUAGCUGUGGAAGUGUAAUGUACUGCCAAGCCCAACACUGGUUAUCUGUUAGAGGCAGCAACGGGACAUGUCUAGUUGUUGGCCCUUUGGGUAUCAGAUGGUUCAAAGACAUUGCUUGAGGCUUUAAACAAAAACAACGUGGGUUAAUGUCAUGGGAUAAUUAACUGAAAUGAUUAAAAUGUUAUCUAGUUAACUUGCAAAAUUAUUGAAAAUAUACUUAUUUCCUUGAAGGUGGAGAGGUAAUACAUGAUGUAUUAUGAAGUCUUUUUUGACUUGGGUUUCUGAAAAUGUUGGUGCGUUUGGGUGACCUGGGGCAAAAAUCAUAAGCUUUCUCUGUUUUUUCCUUCUAAAAAUGUUAUUUCGUGCUGGAGAACAAUUCCACAUGUCCAGUUUGUAGGUUGACAUAAUGGUUAUUAUAAAUGUCCUGUUAGAUCAUGUGACUUUGGCAAACGCUAUAAUGAAGCUCUGUUUUAGACAACCAAUCCCCAGCUGAGGAGAAACUCCACUAACGUUGAGAGGAUUUAAUCUGGUUUCUACUCUGUCUUUAUCGCUAGUUCUGUGCUGGACAUUGUGAUUAGCACUCAAUUUUUCUAGCUGCUUUAUUGCAUUAGCAAUAAGUUGGGAGUGAUGACAAAGCCGGAGUGUGAUUAUGGAAGGAGGAAAGAGUGAUUAGUUUGACUCGAUUCAGAGCAGUUCUUAACUAGCCUUUAGACCUUGUGCUAAGAUUUUAAAUUGUGCAGUUACUCCAAACGUGUAUUUAAAUUUCACACAGUGAGGUUGAUGGAGGGAGUAUGUAUUGUUAGGACAGUACUUCUGUUGACAAUGUGUGCUUUGGGAUGGUGACAUCACAAAAUGAGCAUUGUAAGGUAAUAAAGUCAUUGCCUGCUAUCAAGCAGGCUAUGAUUAAAAUAUCUUGAAUGGACAUGAAAUAGCUAUUUUAAUUCCUUGACUAAAUACUUCAUUUGGAAGGUAUAAUGAGGUUGAUUCUCGCAUCUCUAUAGAUUCUACGUAGCUCUUUUUACAAAUAUUGUCAAAAUAGUGCUUUAAAUUUCAAAACAAAGCAAGAACAUUGUAUUUGGAGUCAUAACUCUGUAGUAUACAUUGUUUAACAACAUUCAGUGCAAGGAGUAAAGUUUUUAAUGAGCUGCAAUGUUGGUUCUUCCCUGAUUCUACCAUUUGGGCUUGAUUGUGUUUCAAUGGUGAGGGUAGCGAUAUGUUCAGUAAUGUUUCAAUGCAUAAUUUAUUUUGUUUUAUUUUCAUUUCUGAAUCUAAAGAGACAGUAGCACAGCAAAUUUAUGUACAUUUGUGACAAGAGUUUAUUGAUUAGUUCUAACUAUAAUUGCAAUGGAAAAUCCUUGACCACACAGAUGCAUACAGCAGUUUAUUGGAAGAUUAUUUAUUGGUUUUUAAGUGUAUGUUCAAAGAUAAAAUGACUAAUUUCCAGCCUAAGUCUCCAAGCCUUGUUUCGUAUCCACUUUUCUUUAUUUAAGAACAGCUUCUUGGUUUGUGCCAUACUUAGAAACUGUUCUUCCUUCGACUGCUGCAGACUGCAUAGUUGCAAUUUUCAAUAUCAGUAACAUUAUUGUUUUCAGUGUGAACUAUUACUUCCACAGAAAAUGGUUUGUAUUAAUGCAGCCUGGUGGCCACAGUGUGUACUGAUUUGUCUCAUCAGCUUUUCUUUAUCAUUAUAUCAAUUCACAUAAAUUGUUUGCUGUUCUUGAUUUUAUGUUGUACAACAUUGAGACCUAUCACAGCCAAUGGGUAGUGGAAUGAUAGCUUCAUUUUAUGUGGCUUCUGAGGCAAGUGAUAAUGCUGUUGAAGGUGCAACACACCUUCAGCAAAUGUACCAUGCUACCUUAACUAAUAGACAAAAUCCAUUGCAGCACUCUUUGGUUACCUUAAAAUAACCUAACUUUACUUUUAUGGACUGGUCCUGUUUUCUCCUUGUGCUAUCACAGCAUCCAAUAGCAAAUAACACAUUGGCUGAGUUUUCUUGUACUUUGUUUUGGAGUUCAAAUUUUCUAUGCAACAAAAAGUGGGUCAAAGGUGAUUAAUAAAUGGCAGUUAGCUUAAUGCAUUUUAACUCUCUAAUUUUUGCCAUGGUUGCCUUGGGUAUCCUUGUCAGCCAAUACAAUUCUUUAUCUUACUAGUUUCUUAAAUACACUGUAGUUAUUGUUUGUUGGUGGUCCCAAAGGCAUUAAUGCAAACAGUGAUAUCUGGCCAGAGUAGUUAGUCUUCGCAUGCGAUUUUAAAUGAUGGUAACGGGGAGAUAUUCUAAUUCUCAUUCAAUAUACCUAGAUUUUCCACUGGGAUCACUGGAUGGUGAUCCUCAGCAGGAACUAUAAUUUCCUUUGCCAGCAUUUCUAAACUUGUUUCUGAAAAUAGAACAUUGACUUAGUACCAAGCUAAAUUAUGUCUUUUCAUAAGGGAAGACAAAUCUCAGGUUAUUUUAUUGGGAAUUAUCUAUUGGAAAAAAAAAGCUCGCAGAUUCCCUUUGUUUGGCAUCCCAUUGUUAAUUUAAAAUGUUGGCUUAUUUAUCUGAGAUUUAUAAUUACUGUCAUGAUAUGUUCAAACAAAAUAAUUUUAAUUAGUUUUUUCUAAUCUUUGAAAAUAUGAAAAUAAUGUUCAGCCUUUUGCAACAGGAAUUCAGUUAAUAUAGACUACAUAUCAAAUUAGACAAUCAAACCAAAUCGUGAAAUUUGAACUAAUAUUACUGUAUCCAAUCAUAGCUCCAUUUCAAUGUAAUAAUUGGAAUGUUUAUAUGCUGAAUGUUAUGUUUACAUGUUUAAUUUCUACAAUAUGAAGAAAAAGUUAAUUAUUCAUAGAUUUUAUGAAUGAGAUAUAUAGUACUGUGAAGUGCAUUGAAGAAAACUCAUAAUUUAAGAGCAUUCCUGCCACUGUGGAUGUAUAAUAUUUCGGAAGAACAGAUUAAAUAUAAUAUGAAAUAACUAUGUAAAGUUUUCUAUGUCUAUUCUGUACAAUACAACUGAUUAUCCUAUUCCAAUCAGUUAAUAAAUCAGUGAGG
This is a messenger RNA of Pristis pectinata (smalltooth sawfish), 10325 nucleotides long. RefSeq names its product brefeldin A-inhibited guanine nucleotide-exchange protein 2-like. Bases 101 to 5542 code for a protein of 1813 amino acids. Lineage: Eukaryota; Metazoa; Chordata; Chondrichthyes; Rhinopristiformes; Pristidae. The record is from RefSeq and is a predicted model, not a curated record. The transcript is spliced from 39 exons. Gene Ontology annotation, biological process: regulation of ARF protein signal transduction. Gene Ontology annotation, molecular function: guanyl-nucleotide exchange factor activity.